Molecule: messenger RNA, 1074 nt
Organism: Protobothrops mucrosquamatus (brown spotted pit viper)
Lineage: Eukaryota; Metazoa; Chordata; Lepidosauria; Squamata; Viperidae
Gene: PSME3IP1
Product: family with sequence similarity 192 member A
Exons: 7
Coding region: 60-830 (256 amino acids)
Cellular component (GO): nucleus
Source: RefSeq, a predicted model, not a curated record
GCGGGUCGGGAGGCGUGUCCUUGGAGACGCCGGGCCUCUGGCCGUGAGGCUGCUCCAGAAUGGAAGGUGGAGAAAGCAGUGCGGACCUUGUAAUUAACAAAAGAUUUGUCUCGGAAGCUGAGUUAGAAGAACGUCGCAAGCGAAGACAAGAGGAAUGGGAGAAGGUUCGGAAACCUGAAGACCCGAAAGAAUGUCCCGAAGAAGUUUAUGACCCCCGAUCUCUCUAUGAAAGGCUUCAAGAACAGAAGGACAAGAAGCAGCAGGAAUUUGAAGAACAGUUCAAAUUCAAAAACAUGGUGAGGGGACUGGACGAAGAUGAAUCCAAGUUUCUCGAUGAAGUUUCUCGGCAGCAAGUACUGAUAGAAAAGCAGCGUCAUGAAGAAGAACUCAAGGAGCUGAACGAGUACCGGAGCACUUUGUCGAAAGUCGGAGCUGGUGCUGACUUGAAGAAGGAGGCGGAUAAGAAACUGUCGGCAAAAUCGGAAAACAAGAACAAAUUCUCUCAGGCCAAGCUGUUAGCAGGAGCUGUGAAACACAGGAGUUCAGAAGGCGCUAACAGUGUAAAAAGAUUGAAACUGGACCCGGAUCCUGACGACGAUAAGGUUCCAGAGAAACCAUCUUGUGUCCCACGGGGCAGCAGCACCAUGAGCGGCGCUACCCUUCACUGCCCCUCGGCCGCCGUCUGCAUCGGCAUCCUGCCCGGCCUCGGGGCUUACUCAGGAAGCAGUGACUCCGAAUCCAGCUCAGACAGCGAGGGCACCAUCAACUCGACGGGCAAAAUCGUCUCCUCCGUGUUCCGCGGCAGCAAUUUUUUUGAUGCUCCGCUCUAGGCCGCUUCUUCGAGCCUCACUCAGAACUUGUGUCCUUCUUCAGCCCAGUCAUUCCCUCAAGCUCACCUCUUUUUUCCGGUCUCCUCUUUUUUUCCCCUUUUUUUCUUUUUUGGACAAACUUUUAAUGCUUCGAUUGAUGUACAAACGAAACCUUAAUGUUCACACAGUUGAUAUUGUGAGCUCUGUUUGUUGAAGAAAAACAAUUAAACCCCCCUGGCUAUUGGACAGCCUCCCUUGAGAGACA